This is a messenger RNA of Cajanus cajan (pigeon pea), 1320 nucleotides long. The record is from RefSeq and is a predicted model, not a curated record. NCBI's taxonomy places the organism in Eukaryota, Viridiplantae, Streptophyta, Magnoliopsida, Fabales, Fabaceae.
ACUGGGAGCACAAUAUCGUAAGCGUAGCCAUUGGCAGCAACGGAAUAAGGCAGAAAUGCAAUGUGCUUCCAUUUUAUAUCCUCAGACACAUAAAAUAUGGUGUCAUAAGCCAAGUCUUUCGGUGACACAACCGCCACAACAAGAACGAACCUCUCACGACGAAAAACCGAAGCUAAUAACCAGUGCUUCUAACCCUUUUGUGAAGCACUGCCUCAAGCUCCGCAACUGCUCUUCCUAUCGCCGCUCCCACGCUUCUGCUCUCGUUGUUGGGGCUACCCCUAUCAGAGAAAUAUGCAGGUUUCGAGAGUCAUUGCAAGAUGGAAGUGUUUUAAUGGAUUGUUUAGUUCUUCCCGAUAAAGCUGAAAUUCCUGAUGGGUUGGAUAAAUGCACUGCUUCUAUUGUGCGUGUGAGCUCCGUAGUGAUGAAAAAGCUUUCGGGGCUCCAAACCACUGACUCUCUUGAUGCGAUUGCCCUUAUGAAAAUUCCUGCCAGUUUUUUCAAUGUUGAUAGUGAUCAAAAGAACUGGCAAAAGUGGUUUCCAACUGCUCAUAGGAUUUUGGUCCUUGAUGGGAUUCAGGAUCCUGGAAACCUUGGUACAUUGCUCAGAUCUGCUUUGGCCUUCAGAUGGGUAAGGAAUUAUCCUCCUCCUCCCCCAUGUGCUGUGCAAGGGGUCAGGGAGCACUGUUUUCUUAUCAUUAUACUGAUAUCUGAUGGAGUUUUCCUUCUUCCUGGCUGCUGUGAUCCAUUCAAUGAGAAAGCUCUAAGGGCUAGCCGAGGUGCAUCCUUUCAGCUCCCUGUCGUUUCUGGCAAUUGGAGUAAUCUGGAGUCUCUCAAAGAAGAAUUUCAAAUGAAGAUGCUGGCUGGGCAUCCAGAGCAUGAAGGUUUGGUGAAGCCAGUGUGUUUACUUUCUCCAAGCUUCUGUGAUUCAAUAUCAGAUACACCAUUGUGCUUGGUUUUAGGCAGUGAAGGAAGUGGCCUUUCAGAAAAUUCCCUGCAGGAAUGUGAGCUUGUGAGCAUUGCAAUGGCUGGAGAAUACGAGUCACUCAAUGUUUCAGUUGCAGGUGGAAUUUUCUUGUACAUGCUACAACCAAAGAAUCGAUGAUUCUGUAUUUUUACCGUCUCAUUAUGUUCAUCAAUAGUUAAUUGUAGUGCAUGUCUGGUUGCUCAUUAGUUUUUCUUCUCCACUUUUCGAAUCUGUAUAUUGAUGAAAUCCUUUUUCUUUGAACAUUUUAUGCUAUAGAAAGGCAUUCUAAUUUCUAACAAAUGUGUAAUAUCCUAAAGAGUAUUAGUAACAUAUUGCUACAUAUUCUUUACUUUCUA